CAGACCAAACGACUAGAACCAGAACACACGCCUUGUUGCCCCAAAUCAAGGAGAAAAAACAUGGCCGCUGCAGCACCGAUAUCGACGGUCUACGUCCAGAAUCUUGAAGAGCGCGUGAAGCCCGACACAUUAUCCAACACCCUCAAUAUCCUGUUUAAACAAUUUGGCAAUGUUGUUGACAUUGUGAUAAAGACAAAUCUCAGAGCCAAAGGCCAGGCGUUUGUUGUGUACGAUAAAGAGGACAGUGCAAAGGAGGCCAUUGAAGAAAUCGAUGGCUUCCCCUUGUUCGAUAAGCCCAUGCGACUCGCCAUGGCAAAGUCGCGAAGCGACAAGACUGUUGAGUUGACUUCGUCACCGGAAGACCUAGAGGCGCAUAAGCAACACAGACUUGCGGAAAAAGAGAAGAAAAAGGCUGCCCAGGCUGCCGAAGAGCAGCGCAACGGAAAGCGAGCGGCCCAGGAUCAGCACGACCGCCCAUCCAAGAUAGCCAAAUCGUCGGGCCUCAAGUCUACAAGUGUACCACAAAGCGCGGUCAUCCCGGACGAAUAUCUACCCCCCAACAAGAUUCUUUUCUUACAAAAUGUGCCAGAGGAUUAUACUGUCGAGGGCCUUACGGCGAUCUUUGGACGCUUCGAGGGUUUCAAGGAGGUUCGUACCGUUCCUGGUCGCAAGGGCAUUGCUUUCGUCGAGUACGAUGCUGAAGCCGGUGCCGUCUCGGCAAAGGAGAGCACUGGCGGUAUGACAUUGGGCGACAGGGUGAUCAAGGUGACAUACCAGCGCCAAUAGUGGUCAAACUGUAACAAAAGUAGCUUCUUCCAUCAAGU
[Torrubiella] hemipterigena is the source of this 824-nucleotide messenger RNA. Lineage: Eukaryota; Fungi; Ascomycota; Sordariomycetes; Hypocreales; Clavicipitaceae. The record is from the annotation of a GenBank genome assembly.